UAACUGCAAACAGAGCGCUUCUCGUCAUAUCGUGAAAUGUAAUUUGGUCGUGCCAGUAACAUAAGCCUGUUACUGCUGUUUUGUUAGUGAUCUCGUUAAAUAAAAGAUUUGAUAUGAGGUGGCUUACAUUGUUAAUCGUAAUACUUGUGACCGUACCGACUGUACUAAGUUAUGGCAUACAAUCUAAGGAUUCGUUGAACAAAUUUGAAGAUGAAUCACAGCUAUUUACUAGAGAUAGACGGUCAAUGCCUUUUCUGUCGAAUCAACCGAACAAAAACUAUCAGGAAUGUAUAACGCCUGUCGGAAGUAAAGGAUAUUGCAAGCACGUACAACAUUGUUCACUUUCCGAAUUUAAGCAAAAUUUUUGGCGGUUCCUGAACUACUUGUGCAUUAUCGAGACAUUCUCAAUAGGUGUUUGCUGUCCCAGUGAAAUAUCAGAUAAAGCUAACGCAGUAAACCUGCCUGAAAGUGGUGAUUUUGAUGCAAUAGUAUGGGGUAUCGAUAAUGAUGAAUCGAAAGCAGAAGCUAUUAUAUCUCGACCGGAAGAAAGAGGUUGCGGACUUGCUACCAAAUCUUAUCCGAAAAUUACUGGUGGACAUCCAGCUGAUCCAGGCGAAUGGCCCUGGAUGGCCGCAUUACUUCGUCCUGGACGUGGAAAAUCAUUUUGUGGCGGUGCUCUUAUCACAGAUCGUCAUGUACUCACGGCCGCACAUUGCACAUUCAAGUACAAUGUCGACGAGAUUUUCGUGCGGUUAGGUGAAUACGAUUUUAGCGUCUUUAACGAGUCAAGAUUUCGCGACUUUCGCGUAUCUGAUAUCCGGCAACACAUUGAUUUUGAUGGUACGACGUAUGACAAUGAUAUAUCGAUAUUGAAAUUGCAACGGGCGACUUUAUUCAAUUCUUACAUUUGGCCGGUCUGUAUGCCACCUAGUGGCGAGUCAUGGGAAACGUAUCAAGGUGUUGUGAUUGGUUGGGGAACUCAAUUCUUUGGCGGACCAGCGUCAGAUGUACUAAUGGAAGUCGUGGUGCCAAUAUGGACACAAAAACGAUGCAAAGAAUCAUUCACACAAAGAAUUACUGAAUCCGUUAUUUGUGCUGGAGCUACAGAGGGUGGGCGAGAUUCGUGUCAAGGCGACAGUGGUGGACCACUUUUAAUUCAGUUACCUAAUAAACGUUGGGUCAUCGUUGGAAUCGUUUCGUGGGGAAUGCGUUGCGGUGAAGCUAAUCAUCCUGGAAUUUACACAAGGGUUAGUUCAUACAGUCAAUGGAUAAUUGAAAAUUCAACUUUUUAAAGAAAAUAUUAACAAAGGUGAUGCUUUUUUAAUUGUAAAGUUAAAUAAAUCGUGGAAAUGAACAUCUUU
Messenger RNA from Bradysia coprophila, 1361 nucleotides. RefSeq names its product trypsin-1-like. NCBI's taxonomy places the organism in Eukaryota, Metazoa, Arthropoda, Insecta, Diptera, Sciaridae. Gene Ontology annotation, molecular function: serine-type endopeptidase activity. Gene Ontology annotation, biological process: proteolysis. The record is from RefSeq and is a predicted model, not a curated record.